GCAGAGAUCAGAGCGAGACUUGCCAUCCGGCAUCACAAGAUGAUGUGAAAAAUGCCAUGUAUUUUUCAGUAGGGGGUGGAGGGAAACGCAAAGGCAAAAGCAAAAAGUGGAAGGAAAUAUUGAAAUUCCCUCAUAUUAGCCAGUGUGAAGAUCUCCGAAGAACAAUAGAGAGAGAUUACUGCAGCAUAUGUGAAAAGCAGCCGAUCGGAAGGCUUCUCUUUCGGCAGUUCUGUGAAACUCGACCCGAGCUUGAGUGCUGCAUUAAGUUUCUUGACUCAGUGGCAGAAUAUGAAAUUGCUCCAGAUGAAAAGCUGGGAGAGAAAGGAAAGGAAAUCAUGAUGAAAUACCUCACCCCGGAGUCUCCAGCCUGCGUUCCUGAAGUCAGUCAAGAUCUUAUCCAACAGACAGAGGAGAAACUCGAAAACAGCCCCUGCAAAGAGCUAUUUUCUCACUGUACAAAAUCUGUCCUUGAGCACCUCAGCGGGGAACCAUUCCAAGAAUACCUAAACAGCAUGUACUUUGACAGGUUUCUUCAGUGGAAAUGGUUGGAAAGGCAACCAGUAACGAAAAACACGUUUCGGCAGUACAGGGUACUGGGGAAAGGCGGCUUUGGGGAGGUCUGUGCUUGCCAAGUCCGAGCGACAGGGAAGAUGUACGCCUGCAAGAGAUUAGAGAAGAAGAGAAUAAAAAAGAGGAAAGGCGAAUCCAUGGCACUAAAUGAAAAGCAGAUUUUAGAAAAAGUCAAUAGUCAGUUUGUAGUCAAUUUAGCCUAUGCCUAUGAAACAAAGGAUGCACUGUGUUUAGUUCUGACCAUAAUGAAUGGAGGUGACCUGAAGUUUCACAUCUACAACAUGGGAAACCCAGGCUUUGAGGAGGAAAGAGCUUUGUUUUAUGCAGCAGAGAUUCUUUGUGGCUUAGAAGACCUACAUAGAGAAAAUACUGUCUACAGAGAUUUGAAGCCAGAGAAUAUCCUGCUAGAUGAUUAUGGCCAUAUUAGAAUAUCUGAUUUGGGUCUAGCUGUUAAAAUCCCUGAGGGUGAAUCAAUCCGUGGAAGAGUAGGAACAGUAGGGUACAUGGCUCCAGAAGUGUUGAACAACCAGAGAUACACACUCAGCCCUGACUACUGGGGGCUAGGCUGUCUCAUUUAUGAAAUGAUUGCUGGGCAAUCACCAUUUCGUGGAAGGAAGGAGAAGGUGAAGAGGGAAGAAGUGGACAGAAGAGUGCUGGAGACUGAAGAGGUGUAUUCCCAUAAGUUUUCUGAGGAGGCCAAGUCCAUCUGUAAAAUG
Molecule: messenger RNA, 1286 nt
Organism: Apaloderma vittatum (bar-tailed trogon)
Lineage: Eukaryota; Metazoa; Chordata; Aves; Trogoniformes; Trogonidae
Product: G protein-coupled receptor kinase 5-like
Exons: 12
Biological process (GO): regulation of signal transduction; protein phosphorylation; signal transduction
Cellular component (GO): cytoplasm
Molecular function (GO): G protein-coupled receptor kinase activity; ATP binding
Source: RefSeq, a predicted model, not a curated record